UAAAUACACCGCCACCACUCGUCACAGGAGUGGUGGCGGUGUUAAAAAUUUUUUGGCGACAUCUUUGGAUUGAUUUUAUCACCCCCAAAUUAAACAGGAAGAUAAUGGAAAGCUGCCGAUGGUUUUGCUUUAAUGCAGGCAGGCAUUGAAUUGAUAAAAUUAAGAACAAAUGGUAGACAAUUUAGAAGAAUAUUUUCUUUAGAUGCAGACAUGGCAUAUAUUCGUUGGACACCUUCAAAUAAAAACCCAACAAAGCUAGAAGAAGAAUGUGCAUUUUCUAUAAUUCACGGGGAUGAACAUGAAUGUUUAGAUUUAAUUGCUUUAAAAGCAAUUGAUGCUAAUAUUUGGAUUACAGGGUUAAUUGCUUUAGCAAGUGAAGGAGUUCCUUCAAUUAGAGGAAGGGAUGUUAGUGGAAGUUUAUAUUCUCCAGCAAAUUUACGUGAAAGAUGGAUGUCUUCUUCUUUUAAAGAAAUUGAUCAAGAUAUAAAAGGUUAUACAAGUGAAAAAUCGGCUGUUAGGCUUAUUCAUUAA
Meloidogyne enterolobii is the source of this 531-nucleotide messenger RNA. The record is from the annotation of a GenBank genome assembly. Lineage: Eukaryota; Metazoa; Nematoda; Chromadorea; Rhabditida; Meloidogynidae.